Cygnus atratus (black swan) is the source of this 3584-nucleotide messenger RNA. It is a transcript of the gene DENND6B, whose product is annotated as DENN domain containing 6B. Gene Ontology annotation, molecular function: guanyl-nucleotide exchange factor activity. The transcript has 20 exons. Bases 30 to 1748 code for a protein of 572 amino acids. Gene Ontology annotation, cellular component: recycling endosome. NCBI's taxonomy places the organism in Eukaryota, Metazoa, Chordata, Aves, Anseriformes, Anatidae. The record is from RefSeq and is a predicted model, not a curated record.
CGGGGCGGGGCGGCGGAGCGGGCGCUGCCAUGGACGCGCUGAGCCGGGCCCAGCCCCGGCCCCGCCGCCCCGCCGCCGCCUCGCCGCUGCCCUGGGCCCGCUUCUCCGCCUGGCUCGAGUGUGUGUGCGUGGUCACCUUCGACCUGGAGCUGGGACAGGCCAUGGAGUUGGUGUAUCCUUACGACUUCCGACUAACAGAGAAAGAGAAGACCAGUAUCUGCUACUUGUCCUUCCCAGACUCCUACUCAGGUGGCCUGGGGGACACUCAGUUUAGCUUCCGUCUUCGCCAGUCUGGGGGACAGAGGACCGCUCAUUAUGAGGAUGAUGGCGAGUACAACAGAGAAGCACCCCUCACCCUGCAGCGGGAGUCGGCUCAUUACUUUGGUUACGUAUACUUCAGGCAAGUCAAGGACAGCUCGAUGAAGAGAGGUUAUUUUCAGAAGUCUCUGGUGCUGGUGUCACGCCUUCCGUAUGUGAACUUGUUCCAGUCAUUGCUGCAGUUGAUUGCUCCAGAAUACUUUGACAAGCUGGAGCCAUGCCUGGAGGCAGUGUGCAAUGAGAUUGAUCAGUGGCCACCUCCUGUGCCAGGACAGACUCUGAACCUUCCAGUGAUGGGAGUUGUCAUUCAGGUGAGGAUCCCAUCCAGGGUGGAUAAGCCAGGAUCAAGUCCAGUGAAGCAGUUCAAUCAAGAGAAUCUCUUGCCAGCCCCAAUGGUUCUGCCAAGUAUUCAUGAACUGGAUCUCUUCAGGUGUUUUCAGCCAGUGUUAAUUCAUAUCCAGAUGUUAUGGGAACUGAUGUUACUGGGAGAGCCAAUUGUUGUAAUGGCACCAUCCCCUACAGUUUCUUCAGAAAUGGUUAUGGCUCUUACCAGCUGUCUUGCCCCUCUGAGGUACUGUUGUGACUACCGUCCCUAUUUUACUAUCCACGACAGUGAAUUUAAAGAGUAUACCACCAGGACUCAAGCUCCGCCAAACAUCGUUGUGGGAGUCACAAACCCUUUCUUUAUCAAAACACUCCAGCACUGGCCACACAUCCUUCGGGUCGGGGAGCUCAGAAUGUCAGGAGACUUGCCCAAGCAAGUUAAGGUGAAGAAGCUAACUAAACUAAAAACUCUAGACACAAAACCAGGAAUCUACACUUCUUAUAAAACAUUUCUUCACAAAGAUAAAACUCUGAUAAAAAGAUUACUAAAGGGGAUUCAGCGAAAACGCCCAUCUGAAGUCCAAAGUGCCCUUCUGAGGCGUCACCUCCUGGAGCUCACCCAGAGCUUCAUUAUUCCCCUGGAGCACUAUAUUGCAAGUCUGAUGCCUCUGCAGAGAGCCAUUACUCCAUGGAAAAAUCCUCCACAAAUUCGCCCUUUCCGACAAGAUGAUUUCAUGAAGACCCUUGAGCAUGCUGGUCCCCAACUUACCUGUGUACUUAAGGGUGACUGGUUAGGCCUCUACAGGCGUUUCUUCAAGUCUCCCAACUUUGAUGGCUGGUACCGUCAGAGGCAUAAGGAAAUGACCCAGAAACUGGAAGCCCUUCAUUUGGAGGCAAUCUGUGAAGCGAACAUUGUGGCCUGGAUGAAGGACAAGUCCGAGGUGGAGAUUGUAGACCUGGUGCUAAAACUUCGGGAGAAGCUGGUAAGAGCCAGGUGCCAGCACCUUCCUGUGAAGGAGGAGACUCUGCAGCGGGUGGGCCUUUAUAUUGAGACCGUCAUUGACUCCUUGCCAGAGGAUCUCCAGACAGUGCUGCACCACCACUGAGCACGGCGAAGGGACUGUUGGAGAAGGAAGGGCCCUCCCACUCUGCGGGCAGCUGCAGUUGCACUUGGAAAGGAAAAUUCUUCCCUGAUCCAGCCAACGUCACCAGAUCUGGACCUUGCUCACAAAUGUGUAUGAUUUCGAGCAUGUGGAUCAGAACUGUAGCAGCAGUGGGGAACCGUGUGCGCUAUUCUGUCUAAUCCUGCUUCACGGAGCUGGAUUUAGGGGCCUGUAGAUGAAAAACUGUUCCUUGUGUGGCUGGUAGUAGGUCAGAAAGUGACAGUCGGGCUUUCAGCAGCAUGUGAUAAGCUGUGCAAAACCUGUUUUGCCCAUAUAUACACAUCCAUCCUUGCCUAGUGCUUGGGCUCUCAAAAUUUCAGUGCCGUCAUCCAGCCUGGAAGAAGCAGGACCAGCCCUGUAUGGGGGAGUUGUUUUCAGGACAGCUCCUGCUGAUAAUGAGAGAGAUGCUAGUCCCCCACAUGUAAGUGACGUGGAAAAAAAUGUUGCUGCCCAUUCAGCAGCCUGACUCACGCCAGCAAGAGCUUCGGCUGUGAUAGGAGUGGGAGGCUGAACUGCUGGACGUGGAACGCUGUUGUUUUUUCUCCAAGGCAGAGAUGGUCUGGUGCAUCUGCAAGGAACAGAGCUCCCUAGAGGUGGUGGAUGUGUGCUGUGUGAAUGGAAUAGCUAUUGCAGCUCCACAGAGAGGAGCUGGCCUCCAAAUGUAAUUUACUCUGCUUGGAAGUAUCACGUUUGUGUGCUGUGGUAACGUACGAGAGUGCUGGAGCUCUGCCCUGAACACUGAGAUUUAUCUGAUGUGGUCAGCCCACUUGCUGAUAAAACGUGGUGGAGAAUCUGAUCUUUACAGCCUGUGGCACCCUUGCCUAGUGGAAACUCGUGGAGUGGCGCUCGUGUGAGUGUGCAGGGCUGGCUGUGAGAAGUGCUUGCUUGCCCUGUGCUUAGGGCGGUGAGGAGCAUCCUCUUUGGCUGUGUCUGUUCUUGCUGCAGCCCAGCUUCCAACUCGGUCAUUCUGUUCCCUUUCACCUCCUGGGAAAGAGAGACACAUGUACGUGCUUCUGGGCCGAAUAUAGGAAAGACUUGAGGCUCCUCUGUGAGUUCUGGAGGUAGUUGCCCUCUGCCUGAGAGAGCAGCCUUUCUGCCAGCUACCUUGGAAAUGGAUUUACCGUAACCCCAGGGUGGUCCCAUAAUUGCUGCUACUGCAAUUGCAUUUCACCAUCUGCCAGUUUGGCCAGCGCCCGAAUGUUUGCCUAAGGAAUGGGUUUGGGGAUGGGUCUGGCAGCCUGUUGCACUCGUGUUCUGUAGGAGGCUCUGGAGCACACCUUUCCACACGGUAGGAGAGUUCAGCACUUCAGCCAAGACCUGCCCGAAGCUGCCACAGGACCCUGUAGGCAGUGCCAAGUGCUUAGGGGGAGGAAGCUGGGUUUUUGUUCCACGAGCAAUCUCUGCCCAUUGCUGCACUGCCUUGUAGCCCAAAUUCGGGGUGGGGGAGCUGUUAGUAGGUCAUGGAAGUGACUGAAUCCUUCCUGCAUUUUCCCCACUCCAGAGCAAGGCCUGGACAGCGCAGGAUCAGUGGGAGGCUGCUCGUUUUCCUGCUGCCUCCAGCCUGGAGCAGCCAAGCGAGGAGACUCGGCCGUGCCGCCCCAUAGUAACAAGGUCUGUACAGUUCUCCUUCGUGGCAGCCCUGCCUGUACAGUGUACAUUCUGUAUAUAGGUUGUGCGUGUGUCUGUGCGAUAGCUCUGCAGUGUCUGUGGUGGACCGAAGCACUAAUGUAUAGUAGAAAAUAAUGAAUAAUAGUAAAAAACAGAAACAAACCCUAAGCC